Messenger RNA from Brienomyrus brachyistius, 2026 nucleotides. RefSeq names its product potassium inwardly rectifying channel subfamily J member 11 (gene kcnj11). Gene Ontology annotation, biological process: potassium ion import across plasma membrane; regulation of monoatomic ion transmembrane transport. Gene Ontology annotation, molecular function: ATP-activated inward rectifier potassium channel activity. The transcript has a single exon. NCBI's taxonomy places the organism in Eukaryota, Metazoa, Chordata, Actinopteri, Osteoglossiformes, Mormyridae. Gene Ontology annotation, cellular component: plasma membrane. The record is from RefSeq and is a predicted model, not a curated record. The coding region runs from base 304 to 1458 and encodes 384 amino acids.
GGAUCCAGACCACGUCAAACGAUCGAAUUGCACUGUGACUGGCACUAGCAGCUGGUGUCAUGAAAGCGGAGUCCCCUCUUGGGAAUGCAGCGACUUCAGAGCUCCUGAUCCGGCAAUUUUAGCCACAUGCUUAUAGAAAAUAGAUGACAACACCCCUUCUAGGUUAUCUUGGACAUACAGUCAUUGGACGAGCCAUCCAGGAAGCCAAUUGCAAGGUGUCUCCUUUUUUACGCGGGGGGGUCCUCGUCAAACAGAAACAAAUCGGUCUUCCACGGAUCGCGGUCUACUGAGUAUGGGAGCGCUAUGUUGUCCAGAAAGGGGCUUAUUCCUGAAGAUUAUGUGCUAACGCGGCUGGCGGAGGAUGUAUUACAACCUAAAUUUAAGACGAGACAAAGGAAGGCUCGGUUCGUGGCCAAGAACGGAACCUGCAACGUGGCCCACACGAACAUCCGAGAGCAGGGGCGCUUCCUACAAGACGUUUUCACCACACUCGUGGAUCUGAAAUGGCUCCACACGCUUAUCAUAUUUACUAUGUCUUUUUUAUGCAGCUGGCUGCUUUUUGGGAUGGUCUGGUGGCUCAUAGCGUUCGCGCACGGGGACCUGCAUGAGAAAGGGGAUGAUUUCGUUCCCUGUGUCACCUCCAUUCAUUCGUUUUCGUCUGCAUUUCUGUUCUCCAUAGAAGUGCAGGUUACGAUCGGCUUCGGGGGCAGAAUGAUCACGGAGGAGUGCGUCUCGGCGGUCAUCACACUCAUCCUCCAGAACAUCGUCGGCUUGGUGAUCAAUGCCAUCAUGCUAGGCUGCAUCUUCAUGAAGACGGCUCAGGCUCACCGUCGAGCCGAGACGCUGAUCUUCAGCAAGCACGCCGUGAUCGCCCCCCGAAACGACAAGCUUUGUUUCAUGAUAAGGAUCGGCGAUCUGCGGAAAAGCAUGAUCAUCAGUGCCGCGGUGCGAAUGCAGGUGGUGCGGCGGACCACCACACAAGAAGGGGAGGUCAUCCCCCUUGACCAAAUAGACAUUCAGAUGGACAACCCUAUUGGGACUAACGGUAUCUUCCUAGUGUCCCCCCUGAUCAUUAGUCACAUAAUUGACAAAAACAGUCCCCUAUACGAGCUGUCAGCAGCCGAGCUCCAGCAUGAGGACAUUGAAGUCAUCGCAGUGCUGGAAGGCGUUGUUGAGACCACAGGCAUUACCACGCAGGCUCGGACGUCCUAUUUGUCGGAGGAGAUUCUCUGGGGACAGCGCUUCGCCCCCACCGUCUCCGAAGAUGACGGGAUGUACGCAGUGGAUUAUUCGAAGUUCGGGAACACGGUCAAAGUACCAACCCCUACAUGCAGCGCUAAGCAGCUGGAGGAGGAAGGCGGGUUGUCACGGUACAGACUCAGCGAGUCCUUGCAGAAGGAAUCGGUGAGAAGACGGCAGCAAGCUGCGCCGGCCGCUGAGCUCGGGAGCACCGAGUAGUUAUUUAUGAGGCAGUAGUGAUCUUAAAAAUGAUAUAAAAAAAGAAGAAACAUGCACACACUUUAGGGUUGUUCUGUCUACGGAAUAGCUUCCGGUUAUAUGCAAGUGCAUUUUUAAAAUAUAUGGGUGCCAAUUCUAUUUUUCGUUCUUAAAUUUAAACCAUUUUUAUAUUUAUGCACUUUUAUAUAACUCUUGUACUUUGUUACCAACAGCAAAAAUCAUAAUGAUUUGUGAGCCUAUUGUGGAGAACCAAUCAUGGAUGAUGAAUGUAACCUUUAAGAGGAAUACUCAAUAGCAAUAGCAUUGAAUGAAUUGUACACAUUUUAUCUCAAUGAAUGAUUUUUUAUGGCAUAUGAUCUUGUUGCACAUGAAAAUGCACAAAAAGCAUCAACUGCUCCUAGGAGGAAAAAAAUAGGUCUGCCAGGUAAAGUUCAUUUGCACAAUUUGCAUGAAUUUCCCCAGAAGUCGGGAACUGCUGUCUGGGAAGGCUUUUCAGUCAGUUUGAGAGGGGCUGGUUUGUUUGUUAUUGUCAAAUGACAAUAAACUGGAAAGCAAUUUUUGCAACUAA